GCAGGCGUUGCUGCAGUCUCCCAGCACAGGCUGACAUGAUAUGAGAGCUGAAAUAAAGAUAGAUUUUGCUUGAAAUUCUGAUUUGGGGUGGGGGUUCCCGGCUUGCUAUUUAUUUUCCUUCUUUUUUUCUUUUAUUAGAUUUAUGCCUAAUACUGUAUGUGCUGACAUCAUUUGAGGGUUGGUGUCAAUUAGUGUAAUAUUUCUUCCAUACCUGGAGUGGAGCAUCACUACAUGUAACAAGAUAUGCCGUUGAUCGGAGGAUGGAUUGGCUAUGGGUGAAAGUAAACGUGACCCAUAUGUCAGAGUUUUAGGAUGGCCAGUGAAGGCUCCAGCAUCCCCAGUCCUGUCGUGCGUCAGAUUGACAAACAGUUCCUGAUUUGCAGUAUAUGCCUGGAUCGCUACAAGAACCCUAAAGUACUCCCCUGUCUACACACCUUCUGUGAGAGGUGCUUACAAAACUACAUUCCUGUCCAUAGUCUGACCUUGUCGUGCCCAGUGUGCCGCCAGACGUCCAUCCUGCCAGAGAAGGGGGUUUCCGCUCUGCAGAACAACUUCUUCAUCACCAACCUGAUGGACGUGCUGCAGAGGUCGCCGGACAGCAGCAGCGAGGACUCCACCACCUUGGAGACUGUAACCGCUGUGGCCACCGGCAAGCCACUCUCCUGCCCCAACCAUGGAGGGAAUGUGAUGGAAUUUUACUGCCCCUCGUGCGAGACAGCGAUGUGCCAGGAAUGCACAGCGGGCGAGCAUGCCGAGCAUCCCACUGUCCCUCUCAAAGAUGUCGUCGAGCAGCACAAGGCUUCUUUACAGGAUCAGCUGGACGCUGUCAAGAACAGGCUGCCUGAAAUAGACUCGGCACUUCAGUUCCUGUCUGAAAUCCUGCAGCAGCUCACCAGCCAGAAGUCCAGCAUUGAGGAAGACAUUCACUCCACCUUUGACGAGCUCCAAAAGACCUUGAACGUGCGGAAGAGCGUGCUCCUUAUGGAACUCGAAGUGACGUACGGCCUCAAACAAAAAGUACUCCAGGCACAACUGGACAAUCUUCUCCAGGGUCAGGAGGGCAUCAAGAGCAGCUGUAACUUCACAGAGCAGGCUCUGCAUCAUGGCACCGAGACAGAGGUGCUGCUGAUAAAGAAGCAGAUGAGUGAGCGGCUGAGCGAGCUGGCCAGCCAGGAGUACCCUCUGCAGCCUGAGGAGAAUGAUCAGCUGGACUUCCUCAUUGAGACUGAGGGCCUCAAGAAGUCCAUCCACAACUUGGGCACCAUCAUCACCACCAACGCCGUGGCCUACGAGACAGUGGCCACGGGUGAGGGGCUGCGGCAGUGUGUGGUGGGCCAUCCCACCUCCGUCACCAUCACCACCAAGGACAAGGAUGGGGAGCUGUGCAAGACCGGAAACGCCAGCCUUGCUGCGGAGAUCUUCACCCCUGACGGGAGCAUGGCGGACGGGGAGAUCUUGGACAACAAAAACGGCACUUAUGAGUUCCUGUACACUGUACAGAAGGAGGGAGGCUUCACGCUCUCGCUCAGACUCUACGACCAGCACAUUAAGGGCAGCCCCUUCAAACUAAAGGUGACCAAGUCCACCGACGUGUCGCCCACCACAGACGGGGUUAAGAAGCGAGUCAAGUCCCCUGGCAGUGGACACGUGAAGCAGAAGGCUGUAAAAAGGCCGGCUAGCAUGUUCAGCACAGGGAAGCGGAAAGAGAACCCCAUUGAGGACGAUUUGAUUUUCAGAGUUGGUACCAAAGGAAGAAACAAAGGGGAAUUCACAAACCUUCAAGGUGUGGCAGCCUCUUCCCUUGGAAAGAUUUUGAUUGCAGACAGUAACAAUCAAUGUGUACAGAUAUUUUCAAACGAUGGGCAGUUUAAAAGCCGGUUUGGUGUCCGUGGCAGGUCUCCAGGACAGCUGCAGCGCCCUACAGGGGUGGCUCUCCACCCCAGCGGGGACAUCAUCAUCGCAGAUUAUGACAACAAAUGGGUCAGCAUUUUCUCAUCCGACGGGAAAUUCAAGACUAAAAUCGGUUCAGGAAAACUUAUGGGGCCCAAAGGUGUGUCGGUGGACCGGAAUGGUCACAUCAUUGUGGUGGACAACAAGGCCUGCUGCGUGUUCAUCUUCCAGCCCAAUGGGAAGAUGGUGACAAAGUUUGGUAACCGUGGAAACGGGGACAAGCAGUUUGCAGGUACACUUGAUGGUCCUCACUUUGCUGCAGUGAAUAACAAUAAUGAAAUCAUUGUUACUGAUUUCCAUAACCAUUCUGUCAAGGUUUUCAAUCAGGAGGGAGAAUUUAUAUUGAAAUUCGGGUCCAAUGGGGAAGGAAACGGGCAGUUUAAUGCCCCAACAGGAGUAGCUGUGGAUGCCAAUGGCAAUAUUAUCGUGGCAGACUGGGGGAACAGUCGAAUACAGGUUUUUGACGGCAGUGGAUCAUUCCUCUCCUACAUUAAUACAUCAGCUGAUCCUCUGUAUGGUCCCCAAGGUCUGGCCCUCACCUCCGAUGGCCAUGUUGUUGUAGCAGAUUCCGGGAACCACUGUUUUAAAGUAUAUCGUUACUUACAAUGACAGCAGUCUGCGCACCGUCUCCUGCCUCCAUUUCCCUCCAGGCCAUCUGGAUGCAUCUGCACUUACCAAACUAGUCUGCCAUCCACUGGGGUUGGAAGAGAGUCACUUGCAGCUGUUCUUUGUUGUGGCUUCUCCUUUGCCCCUCUGCAUUAACGUCAUGAGAUCUAGAGAAUUCCUUUGCCUAAGAUUUUCAGUGUCCGUCCUCGUACAGCCUGCUUUGAGCAUCAAGUGCUUUAGUGAAACAUGAGGACACCGUGCCAAGUUUAAAAUAAAUACAUAAAUAAAUCUUAAACUUGAAUAUUAAUACUAUGUUGUAGUCUACUACUACUUGUAUAGUUUAAGAGCAUAAUCUAUUGCGCUAGCUGAAAUCUUGCGCUUUCUGAAUGCCUGUAUGCUUAUGCAAUGCUGUAGUUUUUACUAAGUUUCUCUUUUGCAAAAAAAAAAGCAGGAAUGCGGAAUGCCUGAUGUUACUCUGUUGUUGUUAUUGUUUGAUUGAUUAACACUCAUUAACAAAGCAGCAAAACUGAAAAUUACAUCAGUAAAACAGCAUACUGUAAGGUAUUUGGGACUUGAGAAAGUGUGUGGCAUCUUAAUUAAAAGAGGGAAAUAAAAUGGGCAAGAUGAUAUCUUUGGAUGUCUCUUUACUCAAUGAGCAGCUCUAAGAAAAAGGAUUGCACUUCGAGCAUUUCAAAUUGUUAUUUAUGUUUACAAAGCCUGGCAGUUAAGCGCAGUUUAUGUUUAUGUCCAUGAUUUACAUACAUGCUUUAACAUUUAACUCGGCCUUCAAUUUCACUGAAGCAAAAACAGCUAUCAUUGUAAGCUUCUGUAAUUAUCAUGAAACAAAGUGUUUGGGGAACCUGAAGUGACUAGCCAACAUUUGAUAUAUAAAUUUAUUGUUAAUGGUAAUUAAAUAAAAUAUUUCUGUAAGCUUAUUGUGACUUGACCAGUAUCAUAUUUUUUUUUUCAAAGGCUUCUUGUGUCUCCAAACAUGAUGAGUUUUGUUAGAGUGCAUCUACAGUAUGUGGGGAAUAAACUCUACUGCAUAUUUGACACAAGGUUAUCUUCAUUUAUAAAUAAGAAACUGAUACCAAUUAAUAACCCAUUCAGUGCUCUCUUCAGUUAAAUUGCAUUGAAAUAAUAUCAGUAAGCAAUCAUGGCUUUCAUUUUCUCCCAUAUGUGAAAAGAAUGACUAAAUUGACAAUGCUUAUACCUCCUUUUGCAAAGAUUACUGCAAGUACAAUGAACAAUAUCAAUUAAUACAAUUGGGUCUAUUUAGAUGCAGAUACAGUCGAUGCUAUAAUGUGAAUGCCUUUUUUUUAUUUAUAUUUAUUUGUCAUGUUUUUGUUUGCCAAAUUGGAAAACUAAGUGCCCACAGGAAGCUAUUUAUGUUUAAAUAAAAAGGUGUCUUGUUAAAAAAAAAAAAAAAAAAAAUGCUAAUGUUCUUUUUGGAUUAUUUUUUUUUAUUGAUUAAAUGUGUGCUGUAAAUUCUGGAACUGUAAACACAAGAGGUUUUGUACAUGGGCUCUAAAAAAGGAAUGAAGAUGUGAUUAUGUUGAUCAUGAUGAUGAAUGUUUAGCACUAAGUAAUGUGUGUAAGCAUCACAGCCUUAAAAAGGUGUAUGCUUUUGUAUCCUCCAUUUCACCACCUGAAUGCUUGAUUACCAAUAGCGUGACAUAACCCUGCAGUUAAGAUCACCUUUCACAAUAUACAGUAUAGUGCCCGUUUUAAAUGCUUGCGUUGGCUGUACAAAAUGUUUGAAUUUUUAUUUAUUUUCAAACAUUCCAUGUUGCAAUUGAGUUAAAACCUGUUUGUGUACAGCACAGAAAUAAAGCAUUCAAUGAAAAUCGA
Messenger RNA from Acipenser ruthenus (sterlet), 4407 nucleotides. Its product is annotated as tripartite motif-containing protein 2. Bases 313 to 2559 code for a protein of 748 amino acids. Gene Ontology annotation, biological process: protein polyubiquitination; negative regulation of translation; proteasome-mediated ubiquitin-dependent protein catabolic process. Gene Ontology annotation, molecular function: translation repressor activity; ubiquitin protein ligase activity; zinc ion binding. The record is from RefSeq and is a predicted model, not a curated record. The transcript is spliced from 12 exons. Lineage: Eukaryota; Metazoa; Chordata; Actinopteri; Acipenseriformes; Acipenseridae.